AUCAAAACCUGGCUUAGUCGUUCACGUGCCCAUGCAGAUAGGUUGGGUAAAACCGAAAGCAGGUUAUUUUUGUACCUUCUGGUCUGGUAGAUUCUUGUUCAGGUCUUUUGUUCCAUCUUCACAAUUUUGUACCGCUGUCAUGAAGACGCUUACAGUAACUGUCUCGUCCUCUCGGCCUCCCCCUGUAACACUUCUUACUGUUGAGCAUCUAAAGGAAAAAUGUCCUGUGACAGUAGAGUGGGGUGAGAAUACUUCUCUCAAGAUCUCCAAUGACCUAAUACUGAGCAGUGAUCAUUCAAUUGCAAGAUAUUUGGCUCGCAAGUAUCCUGCCUUGGGUCUGUAUGGAAAAGAUACACUUCAAGCUUCAGAGUGAAGGGCAAAGUUGAAACCCUGAGCCAACCAGGUUGCAGUUUUGAGCACAUCACCCGAUGGUUGACAUUUUGUGGAGCCCAGCCACCGUUCUGCAAUGUUUCAGACAAACUUCCAAGUCAGACUCAAACUGAUCCUUCUCAAUUGGGUACAAAAAUGAAGUCAGAAGGCAAGUAUGUCAAUCUUCCUGGAGCAUCCCAGGGAAAUGUAGUGACAAGGUUUCCACCUGAGGCUAGUGGUUAUCUUCACAUCGGCCAUGCUAAAGCUGCUUUGUUAAAUCAAUAUUACAAGAACAUGUAUGAUGGCAAAAUGAUCAUGAGGUUCGAUGAUACCAACCCUGCUAAGGAGAAUGCUGAAUUUGAGAAGGUCAUUCUGGAAGAUCUCAAAAUGUUGAAGGUCAAACCAGAUAUGUUCACGCACACUUCAGACCACUUUGACACAAUCAUGACGUUUGCUGAGAAGAUGAUCAGAGAGGGAAAAGCUUAUGCAGAUGACACUGCUGCAGACAAGAUGAAGGAAGAGAGAGAACAGCGUAUCAAGUCUGCCAACAGGGAUAACUCGGUAGAGAAGAACCUUGAAAUUUGGGAGGAGAUGAAGAAAGGAACAGAGUAUGGCCAAAGAUUUGCCCUAAGAGCCAAGCUUGAUUACCAGUCAGAAAAUGGCUGCAUGAGAGAUCCAACUAUUUAUCGAUGUAAGCCAGAGGAACAUGUGCGAACUGGAACAAAAUACAAAGUGUAUCCCACAUACGAUUUCGCUUGUCCGAUAGUGGACAGUAUUGAGGGAGUAACUCACGCCCUGAGAACCACAGAGUACCAUGAUCGUGAUCCACAGUAUUAUUGGUUUAUUGAGCAGUUGGGCAUCCGAAAGCCAUAUAUUUAUGAAUUCAGCCGGCUCACGCUGCAAAACACUGUCAUGUCAAAAAGAAAGCUGACCUACCUCGUAGAUCAAGGAUAUGUCGAGGGAUGGGAAGAUCCAAGAUUUCCCACAGUUCGUGGCGUGCUCAGACGAGGAAUGACUGUGGAAGGGUUGAGAGAGUUUAUUGUGUUGCAGGGUUCAUCGAAAGCGAAUGUUCAUAUGGAGUGGGAUAAGAUUUGGGCUCUUAACAAAAAGGUCAUCGAUCCCAUAGCACCAAGAUACACAGCUCUCUCAAAGAGCGAUGUUGUGCCUGUGUAUAUCCCUGAGGCCCAAGAGGAGAUGAAAUUAUGCCCGUUGCAUCCUAAGAACCCCAGCGUGGGUAGCAAAGAAGUCUGGUACGGGCCAAAAGUUUUCAUCGAGGGAGAGGAUGCUGCCGCGCUUUCUGAAGGGGAAAUGGUCACACUAAUGAACUGGGGCAACGCUAAGGUCACAAAGAUUAACAAGAAUCCAUCUGGAGGAGUGAAAUCAGUCGAAGCAGAGUUGCAUCUCGAUAACAAGGAUUUUAAGAAGACGGCUAAACUAACAUGGAUCGCAGAGUCUGCCAAAGCACCACUGCUUCCUACGAUCGCGGUCGAAUUCGAUGACGUCAUCUCCAAGCCUAUUCUCACAAAGAAUGAUGACUUCAAGAACUAUAUCAACAAAGAUUCUAAGCAUGAGACAGAAAUGUUUGGAGAUCCUGCAAUGGCUUCACUGAAGAAAGGAGACAUCAUCCAGCUUCAGCGGCGAGGCUAUUUCAUUUGUGACCAACCUUACGAGCCACCUAGUCGUUACACAGGCCGUGAAAAUCCAUGCAUCUUGUUCUCUGUCCCUGAUGGUCACACCAAACCGUCGCCAACUGGAGGUGCCAAAGCUAAGGAGACAGGAGGCCACAAGAAAAGUGAAAAGAAGAGUGACAGUAAAAAGAAAGACAAAGGGGAAAGCGUCAAACCAUCCGCUGCAAUGAAUGGAACAGACUCCCCAAAGCCUACUGCAUCUCCUGAACAAGUAGAAAAACUUAAAAGCAAAAUAACUACACAAGGGGACAAAGUUCGCAAUCUCAAGUCUGGUGGAGCCCCCAAGGAGGAAGUCGAUGCAGCAGUUGCAGAGCUACUGAGGCUAAAAGGAGAGUAUAAAAAUCUUACAGGAGAAGAUGUUGCUGGUGGUGGGAGAGGAAAGAAAGAGAAAAAGAAAGAAAGUGGAAAAGAUAAUGCUAAAAAAGAUUCAAAACCUGUUAAUAAGCAGGAAAAAACAGUGACUGAGAAUGGUGAUGCAGACAGUGGAGCUAAGAAAAUCACUAGGUUUGUGAUGAUGAAAUUUUGUUUGUCAAAUUACAGACUGGGUCUAGAGGCUAAGAAAGAAGAAAACCUGAGUGAUUGGUUUUCUCAGGUUGCCUGGGUAACAAAGUCUGGCCAAUCUGAACUGGCAGAACCAAUUGCAAUCAGACCAACCAGUGAGACAGUUAUGUAUCCAGCUUAUGCUAAGUGGAUCAAGUCACACAGAGAUCUGCCACUGAAACUUAAUCAAUGGAAUAAUGUUGUGAGAUGGGAGUUCAAACAUCCUCAGCCUUUCCUUAGAACUCGCGAGUUUCUCUGGCAAGAGGGACACUCUGCCUUUGCUACAUACGAUGAAGCUGUUGAAGAAGUUUACACCAUUUUAGAUCUUUACCGUCAAGUUUACACCGAUCUCCUGGCCAUUCCAGUCAUCAAAGGAAAGAAAACCGAGAAGGAAAAAUUCGCAGGAGGUGACUUUACUACAACAGUAGAAAUUUACAUAUCAGCCAGUGGACGAGGAAUCCAGGGUGCGACGUCCCAUCAUUUAGGACAGAACUUCUCCAAAAUGUUCGACAUCGUAUUUGAGGAUCCAGAUCCAGCAAAACAGGACAAAAGAUUCGUGUAUCAGAAUUCCUGGGGUCUCACUACUCGAACAGUUGGUGUCAUGACAAUGGUGCAUGGCGACAAUCAAGGACUUGUACUGCCUCCUCGUGUUGCGUCAAUUCAGGCCGUGAUUGUUCCCUGUGGUUUAACUGUCAACCUUCCCGAAGACGAGAAAACCAAGCUUCUAGACAAGUGUAAACAAUUAGAGCAGAGGCUCAAAGCCGCUGGAGUGAGAGCCAAAGGCGACUACAGGGAUAAUUAUUCUCCAGGAUGGAAAUUUAAUCAUUGGGAAUUGAAGGGUGUGCCUCUUCGUAUCGAAGUUGGACCUCGUGAUCUGAAGUCCGAACAGGCUGUCUUGGUACGGAGAGAUACUGGAGAAAAGCGUGUUAUCAAGCAAGCUGAUAUUGAGAAAGAAAUUCCAGAAACUUUGGAGCGUGUUCAUUCCGACAUGUACCAGAGAGCUAAAGAAGAUCUGGAUGCAAAUCUUGCUGUAGCUCACACCUGGACUGAGUUCAAUGCUAUGCUGGAUAAACAAAAGAUCAUCCAAGCGCCGUUCUGUGGCGACGGUUCUUGCGAGGGCAGAAUUAAGAAGGACAGUGCAAGAGACCAAGAUUUAGAGCCUGGUGCACCAUCAAUGGGGGCAAAGAGUUUGUGCAUUCCGUUCGACCAGCCCAUGGAGAUCACUGCUGACACAAAAUGCGUAUACCCUGGGUGCCCACAGGCGCCAAAAUGUUACACACUUUUCGGCAGGAGUUAUUAAGACCUCGCUCAGUCUUCCAAAGAAUUGUCUUUUUCUCCAAGAAACCUCAAAUUCUAAUGAUAAAUUUUUCCCCGAUGUCUUCGAGUCCUCUUCAGGUGUGGAGUCAAAUGAGUGGUGCAGUUUUCAUGCACAGGUUUCUGGGAUGCUUGAAGCUCCUAGUUUUACCAGAAUCGAAACCAGUCUUAGCAAUUUUCAUCAGUUUCAUAGCGAGUUUAUCUAAGUCCAGGGAAAGUAAGUAACUUUUGGCACCGUGCAUCAAACAACGUAUCUAAGGCGGGAAAUUAGAAUCUUCAUCAAAGGAAAAGUAAAUGAACGAGAUAAUAAACGAGAUAUGAGAAACAUGCAACCAAGGGAAGCUGUGUAAGCUCGUGAGAAGAGAUACUUGGUUUGUCUGCAUCCUGAUUUACGCUAGUUGUUAGAUAGCUCUAGCUGGUUAUUUCAAGCAUCUAGUAAAUGUACUGUCUCUCCAUACGGAGAUCUUAACCCUUGGAGCCUAGAUUGUGACAGAGUUAAUAACUGCGAAAUGACACUGAAGCCAUAGGCGAUAAUAAAGAUUUCAGAGUUCAAACAAU
Molecule: messenger RNA, 4469 nt
Organism: Pocillopora damicornis (cauliflower coral)
Lineage: Eukaryota; Metazoa; Cnidaria; Anthozoa; Scleractinia; Pocilloporidae
Product: bifunctional glutamate/proline--tRNA ligase
Biological process (GO): glutamyl-tRNA aminoacylation; prolyl-tRNA aminoacylation; translation
Cellular component (GO): aminoacyl-tRNA synthetase multienzyme complex; cytoplasm
Molecular function (GO): ATP binding; glutamate-tRNA ligase activity; proline-tRNA ligase activity
Source: RefSeq, a predicted model, not a curated record